AUGUUCAUGCGCAACGUUUUUGUCGCGGCUGUCAGCCUGCAGGCCCUUGUCGACGGUGUCGCUGCCCGGGAGCAGGUCACUCUCACCAAGUAUGUGACCAAGGCCAAGGCUAAGCCCACCGCCGCCGCCGAAAACAACCUCUACCCGGUUCCCGAUCUUCCUGAGCCCGAGGUCACUGUCCGCCCUACUUCUUACAUCGAGGACGGUACCACCAUCUUCGUCGACGAGACUGUGACCAUCCCUUGCUCCAGGUGCACUGCCAGCACCGCCGGUAACGCUGAUGCCGAGGCCACUUCCGAGGUCGAGGUUGUCAGCACUGUCAUCACCACCGAUGCUGAGGAUGGCGACGUUUCCGACCAGACUGCUGAGGUGACCGUUGUCCCUACUUCUUACAUCACUGACGGAACCACCAUCUUCGUUGAUGAGACCAUCACCAUCCCCUGCACCAAGUGUGCUGGAGGCAAGAAGACCGAGACUGGUGCCGCCGCCGAGGAGACCUCCGAGGCUGCCGUUGAGACUGAGGACGUCACCACUGGCGGUGAUGCGCUUGCUGAGGGUACUUCCUCUGAGGCCGCUGCUUCCGAGACCCUUUCCACUGAUGUCGCUGAGGCCACCGAGACUGAGGAGCAGACCGCUGAUAUCACCAAGGUUGUUCCUACCUCUUACAUUACUGAGGGUACUACCCGCUUUGUCGACGUGACUGUCACCAUUCCCUGCACCAAGUGCGCUGGUGGCAAGAAGACCGAGACCGCCCCUGCUGGAGCUGAUGAGACCGUCCCUGCUGUUGAGGAGAGCACCUCUGCCGCCGGCCAGGAGGGCUCAUCUGCUCUUGGUGUUGCUACUUCUGAGGCCGAGGCUGCCACUUCUGAGGCUGAGGCUCCUGUUCUCACUUCCAUCAUUCCCAGCGUCAUCCUUACCACCGGUAACAGCCAGGAGACCGUCAUCUCUCAGCCCGGUCCUUUCGCCAACACCACCAUGACCGUCCCUGCUGGCGCCGCCGACACCACUGCUGUUGAGGAGCUCCCUGCUACUUCUGAGGCUGCUGCUACUAGCAGCGCUGUUGUCAGCGAGAUCAAGAAGCCCGUCAUUGUUGUCAUCCGUGAGGUUACCAUCUUCCACCGCACCAUUGUCAUCGGUGCUGCCUGCCCUCCUGUCAAGCGUGGUACCAAGGGUGACUUCGUUGUCGGAACCGGUACUGAGGAGAAGUCCUUCCCCAAGAUCGACGAGGCUCUUGAUGAUGCUUGUGCUAAGCAGGCCAAGGCUUGCUCUGAGAGCGCUGGAAAGAACUACGAGGUCUCCGACUGCCAGAAGCAGCUUGAGAUCUGCCGCUCUGAUGCCUCUUCUACUGCCAAGGCCCCUACUGGUGAGAUGAAGGAGUCCACCGAGACCGCUACCGUUGUCCUUCCUUCCGAUGCCGCUGUUACCACUGGAAGUGACAACAAGCCUAACGUUGGUGGUCACGUUGUCAUCUCUACCCGCACCCUUACUGUCUCUGAGUCUUGCGUUGUCUCCGAUGGUACUCCCGUUAUUGAGACCCCUGCUUCUACUGAGGUCGGUGCCACCACUGUUCAGACUGCUGAUGCCGAGACCACUGAGGCCGCUUUCGAGACUACUGAGGGUGAGGUUGUUGGAUCUACCGCUCUCGGUGUUGAGACCUCUGAGGCCCCUGAGAUGGUUACCACUGUCACCAUGACCAAGCCCAACGGUGAGGUCAGCGUCACCUCCAUGACCCUUACCAACGGCGUCCCUACCGGAACCGGUGCUACUGUUCCCGUCGUUGAGGAGACCACCGCUGUCGAGGUUCCCGUUGAGGAGACCACUGCUGUCGAGAUCCCCGCCGAGACCUCUGAGGGUGUCGUCGUUGGCUCUACUGCUGCUGGUGUUGAGACUUCCGAGGUCCCUGAGGUUCCUGAGAGCUCCGGUCUUGUCACCACCGUCACCAUGACCAAGCCCAACGGUGAGGUUUCCACCACUGCUCUUACCCUCACCAACGGUGUCCCUACUGGCACUGGCACCGCUGUCUACCCCGGUUUCACUGAGACCAAGGUUGAGUCCGAUGCUGAGACUGAGGUUCCCGUCGAGACCAUGCCCGUUGCCGAGACCUCCGCUCCUGCUGAGGUUUCCUCUGCUCUCGGUGUUGAGACCAGCGAGGAGGCUACCACUGUUGUCACUGGAACUCAGACUGGUGUUGUUGUCAUCACAAUGACCAAGCCUAACGGUGAGGUCAGCGUUACCUCCAUGACUCUCACUACCGGUGUUCCUUCCGGAACUGGCGCUCUCACCGUCCCCGCUGAGGAGACCACUGUUGUCGAGGCUCCCGCUGAGACCUCCGAGGCCCCUGCUGGUGAGACCACUGCCGUCGAUGGAUCUGUUACCACCAUCUACAAGGAGGUCACCAAGACCGUCACCAACCAGGUUACCAACUACGUCACCGUCGGUGUUAACACCCAGACUGUCGGCGAGGAGACCAUCACCAAGACUCUUACCAGCGAGGUUACGCAGACUGUUACCGUUGGUGGUGGUGAGGAGAUCAUCACCAAGACUCUUACCAGCGAGGUUACCCAGACUGUCACUGUUGGUGGUGGUGACUGUGACCAGGCCGCUGAGACUGUCACCUCCAUGGUCACCAUGGACUGCGAGGCCGCCACUGCCAACGUUGUCACCCAGCUUGUCACCAUGUGCCCUUCUGCCCAGACCACCAUGGCCGUCUCCACCUCCAAGGAGCCCGAGACAGUCUACGUGACUGCCACCGUUGAGGCCCAGAACAAGAAGCCCAAGGCUACUGCCUACCCCGUCCCUGAGCGUCUCCGCCGCGCUUUCGGUCUCUGGUAA
Messenger RNA from Fusarium coffeatum, 2832 nucleotides. RefSeq lists its product as uncharacterized. The record is from RefSeq and is a predicted model, not a curated record. The transcript has a single exon. Lineage: Eukaryota; Fungi; Ascomycota; Sordariomycetes; Hypocreales; Nectriaceae. The coding region runs from base 1 to 2832 and encodes 943 amino acids.